AUGAGGCUGGGGAAGAGGGCGAUCGAGACCGUGCGCGAAGUUUCAGUAAAGAACGGCAAGCCGAUGAGCAACGCGCACCGCGGCCGUCUUGCUGGCCUCUUCUCCUCGGCGUCCUCACGGAACCAUCGUUCCGACGAACAGGUCGCGAGGCUGAUGGAGGAGCUCCAGAGGCAGAGGGACCUCAAGGAGACGUACAAGGCCCGGCUGGAGAGCACGCAGGGGUACCUCAGGUUCUGCCUCGAGGUCGCCCAGGAGCACGGCUUCCUGCACCUCAUAUCCGACAACGCGCGGCGGCACUACUCGCCGCGCCGCGACGCCGAAGCCCAAGCCGCGACGGUCGACGACGACGACGACGUGGACGAAGACGAGCCAGCGGAGACAUCGACCUGCGACCCGUACCUGACCGCCACGCGGGACCUCUCCGUGAAGCACGGCUGGUCCGUCUCACCCGACGAGAUCGAGCUGCACGAGGUGAUAGGCCAGGGGACGACGGCGGAGAUACACAGGGCGACGUGGCGGGGGCUCGACGUGGCGGUGAAGAGGGUGCGCCCGGAGUUCUUUGUCUCCAACCCGAGCGCCGAGGCCUUCUUCGCGCAGGAGCUCGACGCGCUGGCACGGCAGCGGCACCCGUACGUGCUUCGGCUGAUGGGCGCGUGCCUGCGGCCCCCCGAGAGCUGCUUCCUUGUGACGGAGCUGCUGAGCGGGGCGACGCUGGGAGAGUGGCUGCACGGGGGCAGGGAGCGGCUGCCGCGGGCGUCGUCGCCGCCGCCACCACCGCUGGCGGACAGGGUGAGCAGGGCGCUGGAGAUCGCGCUGGCCAUGCGGCACCUCCACGAGCAGACGCCCAGGGUCGUGCACCGCGACCUGAAGCCCAGCAACGUGCUGCUGGAUGCUGACCUGCGCGCGCGGGUCGCCGACUUCGGCCACGCCAGGUUCUUGCCGGACGGCAAGGAGGCGCUCACCGGCGAAACGGGGACUUAUGUGUAUAUGGCUCCAGAAGUGAUUCGCUGCGAACCGUACACAGAAAAAUGCGACGUCUACAGCUUCGGCAUCAUACUAAAUGAACUGAUAACUGCAGAGCAUCCGUACAUUGAUACAAGCUACGGACCUAGUAAGAUUGCGCUGGAAGUAGCAGCUGGAAAAUUAAGACCAAAACUCCCAGAGAGUGAUGCAUAUCCUACUUGCCUGAUCGAUCUCAUCUGCAGAACCAUGUGCCUCCGCCUCUCCUACCUCAUGGCGCGCGCCUCCUCCGUCCUUGUGGUGCCUCUCGCUGUUCACACGCAGGCGUCAGCCGCCUCGUCAGAGGCGUCAAAUGCAGCCGCCGGCGUCGCGUUACAAGGCCACGACACUGGUGCUAUGACCCCUGACGUCGCCGCCUUGUACGAAGACACGCCCGCCGUGACACCAGACUCUGAACCGGGCAACCGGCGGGAAUUUGUUUCGACCUUUCGGGCCGUGCACCCGUGCGGCGUCCUCACCUCCGUCAGAGUGGUCCAUGCUCUGUGGGAGUACACGGCAUUGACAAAAGCUUGCUCUCGGAGGAGAUCCUCGCGACCGCUGCCUUCUUGA
This is a messenger RNA of Phragmites australis (common reed), 1569 nucleotides long. RefSeq lists its product as uncharacterized. The transcript has 7 exons. The record is from RefSeq and is a predicted model, not a curated record. Gene Ontology annotation, molecular function: protein kinase activity; ATP binding. Lineage: Eukaryota; Viridiplantae; Streptophyta; Magnoliopsida; Poales; Poaceae. Bases 1 to 1569 code for a protein of 522 amino acids. Gene Ontology annotation, biological process: protein phosphorylation.